GGAGGGUUGUCAGGAGGAGGAAACCGAAGCGAUUUUCCGGCCCGUGCCCGUGUCGGCUCCAGCUGGUUCAGUCACUUCUUUGUCCACUCGGCGCCUUCCUACGGGGCGUUUUGUACAGCGACAGCAAUGUCUGGGAGGACGGCGAGAGCCGAGACCCGAAGUCGGGCAAAAGACGACAUCAAGAAGGUGAUCGCGGCCAUCGAGAAAGUGCGGCGCUGGGAGAAACGUUGGGUAACUGUAGGUGAUACGUCAUUGAGAAUCUUCAAAUGGGUGCCAAUAGUGGACCCCAGAGAUGAGGAAAAACCCAGAGUGUUGACAUCAACGGAAAGGUCCUCUGAGAGGGAGAAAAGACCACGUGGGGGAGGCAUGAAGAACAAUUCUUCCCUGCUCAUGCUGGAUCUGAAUGAUGAUAACAGCAACCAAAGCUCGUUCUCUGAAGCCUCGCCAGUGAAAGGAGACAGCAGCACCAGCCCAAGCCCUACCCCAGAGCGAAGUCGUGCGACCACACCCAAUCCAACAGCACUGAACAACAUGGGGGAGGAUCCACAGCCCCCAACAUUAGGUCAGGAACAGCCCCCCAACAUACAUGAACCAGCAUUGCUGUCUGAGGAGGCCGAUGAACCCCCAAUGCUCUUCAAAGAGGACUCUGUCCCUGAGAGUCACACUGCGAAGCUGUCUAGUGACCAAUAUGACCAGAGGGAGGAGAGUCAGGACUCAUCAGAGGACAGUCCAUUCCGGGCCCCACCUAUGAAGCGCAUCUGCACUGAGGAGAGUCGUAGUUAACAAGGCCUUUGGCCAAGGAGGAGAGGGGCGGUUUAAGAAUAUUCUCUGGGUGGAUGAGGCUGUCUAAGUGGAGUCAUCCAUGUCCAUCAGGAGGUUCUCCUAACCAUCGUUUGGAUAUUGUUGUCUGACCUAGCACUGCACAAUUGGUGCCUUUCCUGCAGGUUUACAGAGGAAAUUAAAAAAAAAAAAAAAAAUCUUCAGAGAUAGGGAAAAAAUGUAAAAAGUGUCUUCACUCAUUUGCAACACUACUGAGAAACUUGGUAUGAAUCCUGGCAGGCCAGGAGAAGUGGUGUCCAGUUACAGUAAUUGGAAUGUGAGGGUCUGAGUGGGGCUGCUGAGACUGAACCUCAGGCCCCCCAGUCCCACGCACGGUUAAGAAUAUCAGGCUUUGCUCCAACAUUAUUUGACUUCACCAGCAGGUGGCACUACUGCCUCAUAUAUUUGUACUGUAUAGCUAACGAGAAAUCCACAGCAAACUUUUGUACUGUACAUACAGCAUUUAAUGGAGCUUUUUGUCUUUGACCAUUAGGAAGGCAAGGUAUGGUAGCCUUACUUAUGAAUUUUUUUCCCUCACGUUUUUAAAACAAACCUUUGUUUUAAUGUGUUCUCCUCGCUAAGUUAUACUCCAUUUUCCUUUUUUUUUUUCCUGUACAUAUUUUCGUAUUUCCCUCCUCAGUUCCUGCUUUGACCCUCCUCAGAUGGUUGGCUUUUGUUCAGCGACCACAAACCCAACUGGCGACUCUGAGUUGUGUCGUGACUGCCAACACAAAAUUAUCACCUCAUUGCUCAUACAUCCAUCUUUAUUUCCGUCACUAUAGUUUUACAAAUGGUAUAAAUUAAACUAUUUAAUUUAAAACGUCUUCACAUUUUAUCACGGUCUCCAUUGCCUCAAUAAAUACUUUUGUUUUUUUAGAGAUGAAAAAUAAAAUCUUCCUUUUUUUCCCCCCCUCCUCAUGUAAACUUGAAAAUCUGCCAACUCAGUCAGCUCUAUGCAUUUGGUUCUGUAACACAUUUAGUGACGUGAAUUUAAUUCCUCAUCCUCAUUUUAUUUUUUUUCCCCCAAAUUGAAGCAAAUGGAAAUAUCAGAAAUUGAAUUGUUUCCAUUUUGAACGUAUUUCAGGAAUGAAAACCAUGGUGCCAAAAUUAAAUGCACAAUCUCAAAGAGUUUGUUUUUUAAAAAAAAAAAAUACACUUAAUCAGAAUUUGGCAAAAGUUUCUGCAAUUGCCGUUAAACUCUUAUUUUAUUCGAUUGAUAAGGUAAAGAUAAGCGUUUCAUUUCCGAUGUCAGCGUCUCAGAAGCUGGAUAUCGGACAGUUGCUGGGUUUUACUAGACGCCUUCUAUCCGUGAUCCAAGGUUAUUAGCAGUGUGGGUGGGAUUCAUUUUGAAAUCUUCCCUUGGCAGUGUUGUUGAUAUCUAUUUUUAUAUGCCAGUGUACGUUUGGUGCACUAAAUGUAUAAAGACUUUUUUAUAUUUGUACAGUUUUUUUUAAAUAUGUCUGUUAAUACAAGAAGUCCUCUAAUUUGUAGUGCUGUUUGUUUCUCCUCGGCAUUUUGUGUCUUGUGUUUCAUCCUUUGCUAUCUUGCUCUAUGCCUUUAAUAAAAAUGUUUU
Molecule: messenger RNA, 2392 nt
Organism: Polypterus senegalus (gray bichir)
Lineage: Eukaryota; Metazoa; Chordata; Cladistia; Polypteriformes; Polypteridae
Product: B-cell CLL/lymphoma 7 protein family member B-like
Exons: 6
Coding region: 127-783 (218 amino acids)
Source: RefSeq, a predicted model, not a curated record